AUUAUCUUUCUCCAUUGGACUUAUGCCAAUUCAAUCUUCUAUUUAAGGGCAAGGAACGAAGCAAUCAAAACAAUAGUUAAAAGUAAGAAAAGUUAGAAAGCUUAACCAUAACUAUGACCUUCUUUCUAUAUUCCUUGUUAAUAUUUGUUGCAAUCAUCAACGGAAUCCAUGCAGUGAACUACUCAGUCACCAUCACGACUGCAUCCGGUGCUCGAUUUGACCGUGACAUUGGUGGCCAAUACACCCUUCAAACCCUUGAUUCCGCUACCAAUUUCAUCUGUCACAAUAUCCUCAGCAUCAACUGCUCCACCGACCGGAAAGAUGUCCAACACGUCAGCAUUUUUCUCGAUGACGAUAUGGAUGGAGAUGAUGUUGCAAUUGCAAGCAACAAUGAGAUCCAUGUCAAUUCCAGGUACACAGAGGGGGAUGUAGCCUUUAUGUAUGCGUACAACAUGAUAUGUUCUGAGAAGAUAGAAUAUCUAAAGACCCCCUUAAACUUGCUAAGUUUUAAUCAGAUCCCUUUAAACUAUUGGUCCAAAAUACCUCCUGUACUUGGAUUUUUGUACAUAGAAGGUUACUCGGGUGACGUGAAAAAAGAAAUCACUGGAGUAUUGUAUCAUGAAAUGACUCAUAUUUGGCAGUGGAAAGGUAAUGGUCAAGCUCCUCAAGGAUUAAUUGAAGGAAUUGCUGAUUAUGUAAGGCUUAAAGUUGGACUUGCACCUAGUCAUUGGGUGAAGCCUGGCCAAGGUAAUAGUUGGGACCAAGGCUACGAUGUGACUGCUCGAUUUCUUGAUUAUUGCAAUGUUCUUAAAUAUGGAUUCGUGGGAGAACUCAACAAGAAGAUGAGAGAUUGUUAUAGUGAUACUUUCUUUGUUGACUUGCUAGGAAAAUCAGUGGAUCAACUUUGGAACGACUAUAAGGCUACAUUUAUGUAUUGAGGCCCCGUUAGAAAAGAAAAAAGUAAAAGAAUUCAUGCAGAUCUUGCAUGAAUGGUCAAUGAGGACAAGUUUAUGUUCUCCAAAAAUUUAGUUUGGUUUUAAUUUCCUUUUCAAUGAAAAAGAACUGCAAGUGUUGUUUCCUUUCUGAUUCUCUGAUGCAAGGGUUCAAUUAAUUACCCAAAUUGUUACCACACUUCUACACUUCUCAUAAUGUCUAUCAUGUACUCUGUACGUACUGCACUAAUUAUUAAUGAAUAAUAACUCCUGUCAUUGUCAUAUGACAAAAUACAAA
Messenger RNA from Lycium ferocissimum, 1230 nucleotides. RefSeq lists its product as uncharacterized. Bases 114 to 938 code for a protein of 274 amino acids. The record is from RefSeq and is a predicted model, not a curated record. The transcript has 3 exons. NCBI's taxonomy places the organism in Eukaryota, Viridiplantae, Streptophyta, Magnoliopsida, Solanales, Solanaceae.